Amoebophrya sp. A120 is the source of this 211-nucleotide messenger RNA. The record is from the annotation of a GenBank genome assembly. Lineage: Eukaryota; Dinophyceae; Syndiniales; Amoebophryaceae.
GUUUUUCGGCGGUGACCUGUGCCCGCAACUACGCGGGUUGUCCUUCGGGAUGGGCCCCGUCGGGUGAUGCCUGCGUCUCCGCGUCUGGAAGCAGUGUCUCCUUUUCUGGUUUGGCGGCUAUUGAAAAACAAGCCGUUGCGGAGAGUGUUGGCGCAGAGUUCCCGUGUGCGUAACUCACUUAAUCAGGACUUCCAAAAACGCGUCCAAGGCC